AUGCCCAGCUCUGCCCUAUUGGAAGCAAGCACCAGCAGCAACAGGAGAGCUGUCACCAAGUUCACUCUCCUUGGCCUGACAGAGAGUGUUGAUCUGCAAUCUAUUGUGUAUGUUGUGUUUUUCUGUGCCUAUGUAGUCACCUUAGGGGGCAACUUGAGCAUCAUCUCUACCAUCUUUGUGGAGCCCAAACUCCACACCCUCAUGUACUACUUCCUGGGGAUCCUGUCUCUGCUGGACAUCGGGUGCAUCACGGUCAUGGUUCCUCCAAUGCUGUUGUGUCUCCUGGCCCACCAGUGCAGAGUUCCCUAUGGUUCCUGCCUUUCAAAGCUCUUCUUUUUCCAACUUUUGGCUGGUGUAGACCGUCACCUCUUGACAGCCAUGGCCUAUGACCGCUAUCUGGCCAUCUGCCAGCCCUUCUCCUACAGCACCCACACGAGCCGUGAGGUACAGGGUGCCCUGGUGGGUACCUGCUGCACUGUCUCCUUCUUCAAUGCUCUGACUCACACAUUGGCUGUGUCUGUGCUAGACUUCUGCUGCCCAAAUGUGAUCACCAACUUCUACUGCGACCUCCCACCUCUGUGCCAGCUCUCCUUCUCCAGUAUCCACCUCAGUGGGCAACUGCUGUUUGUGGGGGCCACUUUCAUGCGAGUGAUCCCCAUGAUCCUCAUCUCAGUGUCCUAUGCCCACAUCGCUGCUGUGGUACUGUGGAUCUGCUCCACUGAGGGGAGGAAGAAGGCCUUCUCCACGUGUGGCUCCCACCUCACUGUGGUUUGCUUUUUUUAUGGAACGGGCUUCUUCAGUUACAUGCGCCUGGGCUCAAUCUCAGCCCUAGAUAAGGACAAAGGGAUUGCAGUCUUUAAUGCAGUCUUUGUUCUCAAUCCCAUGCUGAACCCCAUCAUCUACAGUCUCUGGAACCCCGAUGUAGAGAGCGCCCUGAAGAGGGUGCUGACAGGGAGGAAGGGCUGA
Molecule: messenger RNA, 966 nt
Organism: Cavia porcellus (domestic guinea pig)
Lineage: Eukaryota; Metazoa; Chordata; Mammalia; Rodentia; Caviidae
Product: olfactory receptor 3A10-like
Exons: 1
Coding region: 1-966 (321 amino acids)
Biological process (GO): G protein-coupled receptor signaling pathway
Cellular component (GO): plasma membrane
Molecular function (GO): olfactory receptor activity; G protein-coupled receptor activity
Source: RefSeq, a predicted model, not a curated record